This is a messenger RNA of Pygocentrus nattereri (red-bellied piranha), 2731 nucleotides long. RefSeq names its product elaC ribonuclease Z 1 (gene elac1). Bases 146 to 1300 code for a protein of 384 amino acids. Gene Ontology annotation, cellular component: nucleus. The record is from RefSeq and is a predicted model, not a curated record. Gene Ontology annotation, molecular function: 3'-tRNA processing endoribonuclease activity. The transcript is spliced from 3 exons. Lineage: Eukaryota; Metazoa; Chordata; Actinopteri; Characiformes; Serrasalmidae.
UGUGUGUGUGUGUGUGUGUGUGUGUGUAUAUGUGACGCCGCCGCAGAGCGCUUUCCCUUUAAAUGCCAGGCGGUUCAGGCAUGACUAAUCGAGCGGCGGUGUGAGAACGUUCCGGGGUUCCGGGUUGUGUCUGUGCGCGGAGCCGAUGGAGGUGACGGUGCUGGGCAGCGGCUCGGCUUUCCCCGGGCCGCUCCGAGGGUGCUCGGCUGUAGUGCUGCGGCUGCCGCGGGGAGACUGCUGGCUGUUCGACUGCGGGGAGGGAACGCAGACGCAGCUGAUGAGGAGCAGCGUCAGAGCAGGUAAAAUCUCAAAAAUCUUCAUAUCCCAUCUCCACGGUGACCACAUGUACGGCCUGCCAGGGCUGCUGUGCACGCUGAGUCUGAACUGUAGCGUGCCUCCAGGCCAGCAGGGGGAGCGUGUGGAGAUAUUCGGGCCGGUGGGUUUGAGGCUGUUUCUGCGCGUCGCUCUGCGCGUCUCCAGCUCUGAGCUAAUGUUUCCCUUCACCGUUCACGAGCUGGAGCCCACCAGAGACCAAAGCCCCCCCACUGGCCUGCUGGACCCUGAGCUGACCGCCUGUUGCCCGCAGCACCACCCGCAGGAGCAGCCUGGUAGGACGGUGCGGCUGGAUGUGGAGUCGAACUGUUACACGCUGAUCGAGGACGAGCAGGUUGUGGUGAAGGCCUUCAGGCUCUGUCACAGGGUUCCUUCAUUUGGGUUCUCCAUUCAGGAGAGAGACCAGCCCGGACGCCUCAGAGUGGAGCUGCUCAAAGAGAUGGGACUGAAACCUGGUCCACUAUUUGGUCGUCUGAAGAACGGAGAGUCGGUGACGCUGGAGGAUGGUCGUGUUCUUGGGCCCAGCGAGGUUCUGGAGCCGGCAACCCGCGGACGGAAGGUGUGCGUUUUGGGGGACUGCAGCGGGGCGGUGGGGGAGGGGGUCCACGGGGUGUGCGAGGGGGCAGAUAUGCUGGUUCACGAGGCCACGCUGGAGGACGGGUUACAGGAGAAAGCUGUGGAACACGGACACAGCACUCCCAGCAUGGCGGCUGCAGUGGCGCGGGACUGUGGCGCUCACACGCUCCUUCUCACGCAUUUCAGCCAGCGCUACAAACCUGCUGGGGGUCCGGGAGGGACUGGGGACGACGUCCUCAAGUUGAAGAGACAGGCUGAACUCGCCCUGCAAGGAACAAACACGUGCGUCAUACUCGCUGAGGACUUUCUCUCUCUACCUAUUCCUCUUAGAAAACACCUGGCCGAGCCUGACGGCACCUGGCCGAGCCUGACGGCACCUGACCGAGCCUGAUGGCACCUGGCCAAGCAUGACGGCACCUAACCCUAACCCUGACGGCACCUGGCCGAGCCUGACGGCACCUAACCGAGCCUGACGGCACCUAACCCUAACCCUGACGGCACCUGGCCGAGCCUGACGGCACCUAAUCCUAACCCUGACGGCACCUAACCCUGACGGCACCUGGCCAAGCCUGACGGCACCUAACCCUAACCCUGACGGCACCUAACCCUAACCCUGACGGCACCUAACCCUAACCCUGACGGCACCUGGCCGAGCCCGACGGCACCUAACCCUAACCCCAACGGCACCUAACCCUAACCCCAACGGCACCUAACCCUAACCCUGACGGCACCUAACCCUAACCCUGACGGCACCUGGCCGAGCCCGACGGCACCUAACCCUAACCCCAACGGCACCUAACCCUAACCCCAACGGCACCUAACCCUAACCCUGACGGCACCUAACCCUAACCCUGACGGCACCUAACCCUAACCCUGACGGCACCUAACCCUAACCCUGACGGCACCUGGCCGAGCCCGACGGCACCUAACCCUAACCCCAACGGCACCUAACCCUAACCCCAACGGCACCUAACCCUAACCCUGACGGCACCUAACCCUAACCCUGACGGCACCUAACCCUAACCCUGACGGCACCUGGCCGAGCUUGACGGCACCUAACCCUAACCCUGACGGCACCUAACCCUAACCCUGACGGCACCUAACCCUAACCCUGACGGCACCUGGCCGAGCCCGACGGCACCUAACCCUAACCCCAACGGCACCUAACCCUAACCCCGACGGCACCUAACCCUAACCCCGACGGCACCUAACCCUAACCCCGACGGCACCUAACCCUAACCCUGACGGCACCUGGCCGAGCUUGACGGCACCUAACCCUAACCCUGACGGCACCUGACCGAGCCUGACGGCACCUAACCCUAACCCUGACGGCACCUAACCCUAACCCUGACGGCACCUGACCGAGCCUGACGGCACCUAACCCUAACCCCGACGGCACCUAACCCUAACCCCGACGGCACCUAACCCUAACCCCGACGGCACCUAACCCUAACCCCGACGGCACCUAACCCUAACCCUGACGGCACCUGGCCGAGCUUGACGGCACCUAACCCUAACCCUGACGGCACCUGACCGAGCCUGACGGCACCUAACCCUAACCCUGACGGCACCUAACCCUAACCCUGACGGCACCUGACCGAGCCUGACGGCACCUAACCCUAACCCUGACGGCACCUGACCGAGCCUGACGGCACCUAACCCUAACCCCGACGGCACCUAACCCUAACCCUGACGGCACCUGGCCGAGCCUGACUGAACUGUGCUUGCUGAGGAUUCCUCUCUUUACCUGUUCCUCUGAGAGAGCAGGCUGAUGCAGCUCUCACUGUGAUGUGAAAACAAAAUAAAAUCUUUUUUUCGUUUA